AUUCUGCUUUACUUUCACCUCUACUGCAGGUUUGUAGUGGUCUCUAUUGAUGUCUAAUGUGGCUCCAUGUAGCAGAGACACCCAGCUUCUUGGCUCGGAAGGUGAAGCAUUUUCUGACUGAAGAGUCUGCAGCAGCUAUAGUGACUCUGGGAGGCUCUGAGCUAUUUUAGUUGUUAGAAAAUUCUCCUUAAUUCUACAAAAUAUGAAUCUCCAAGCUCAAUUCUCGAAUACGUUGAUCCAUAGACCUCUUCACAUAUCUCACAUGCAUUUGCUGUCUUACCUCAUUCACUUGCAUGAGGUCCAAAGUUGACAUCUCUCUCCUUGAGUUCAUCCGGUUUCAAGUCGCAAUAAUCAGGUAAUCAGAGGCUAAUGUACUGCCAUAAUCUAUAGAGUGAAAGGAGAUAUAAAACACAGAUGCUUUAAAAUUGGCAAGAAAUCAACUUAACGAUGUAAAGAGAACGUAACACCUGUCGUACCAAUAAUUGUAAAUCUUUUAAAGAUGUCUUUAUAGGUACUUUGACUGCACACAGAGCCUGCUGUAGAAAGGUUCAUUGUGAAACAGCAAGAUCUGCUGUUUUAACAUUUGCAUGAGAAGAAAAUGGGUUCUUUGCAUGUAAACUGUAUAGUGUGAUGCAGCUCACAAGUUUUCGAUUUUAGAGAAAAGGUCAGAUUUGACAGCAGAUUCUCAGGUCCGCUAAUGGUAGGUGCUGAAUUUUGAGAUGCAGAAAAUAGCAGCGUUGUGACACGUUGGUUUGGCUGUCAACUCUGUGUCAUCCUCACGCCAACACGUUGUGUCUUGUGAGUGUUGAAGCACCAUGAACGUAAGCAGACUCCCCAAAUACCUAGUGUCAGUUUCUGCGGCCAAAUUGACUGCCUAACAAUAACUUUAUUACUGUUCCCAGCUCCACAUUAUGUUUUAAAAUUGCAUUGUCUAUCCUGUUACAUUUGAUUUAUUUUAAAGGUUUACGCACCAGAAGUAUAUUUACUGGUGUUGCCUUCAUAAUUUGUUACAGGCCGAAACCAUUUUAAAAACGUUAAUAUUCUUAUUACUCAUGUUUUGGUAAUGUCCAUAGUUGGCCCAAUACCAGAGUGAACAUGAACGCGGACGAACAAUCAAAACAAUUACAUGUUUUUACAAUUGGGCUUCCUUUAUGUUUCACCAGAAAUAUUUUACUAUCGUAAUCACACAUAAUUUGAUAUGAAGCAGCUACUUGCUGUACGACUACACACUGUGAGGAUGAGUCCUGCUGAGUUCUGCAUCUUUGUUAAAGAGAGUCAUACAUUUCAUUUAGAUCUAUGACACUGCUUCAUACUCGUGAGCAUGGAAGAAAAGUCAAUUUGGGGGAUUUAUUCAGUCAGUCAGCCUCGCAUACAAGACCUUUUGGAGGAAUUAGGAAAUAAGUACUGGUUCAAGGAAUUAUUUAAAUCCUUAAAUAAAAGUGGCAUUUUACUGUGGUAGACGUCAAAGUGCAGCUAAUUGUUUUUUAACAUUUUUUUUAUAUAGUGAGGUAGAUAACAAUGCAUCGUUAUUUAUAAGCUAUCAUACAUUACUAUGGAAAAUAUUACUAAAGUAACGAGUAUAUAGCUAUUUGAAAGAUUUAAUGCAGUAAAAUGUGCAUUAAAGUGGAAUAACCUGAGAUGGCAUGCCAGGCCCCAGCCCCAAUUUAAACCCACAACAUCAGCUGUGGAGGGCAGAUACCUUGGCAACCUGAACCACCAUAAUAACCACGUUAUAAUCAAAAGACUUCACAGUGCAUUUUGGGAAUAACUGACUUCAUCUAAAUAUAAUGUACACAACACAUUUCUAAACGUCAGAGACAAGGUCAAUGUUAGCAAUGAAAGCAGGUAAACAGAAUGUUUUGUUCCUCUCAGCAGCCAGAGUAGUGAGUCAGUGACCAACGGCCUCACUGCCCUCUUUCCUUUUCCCCCCAUCAGUGGAAAAGCACCACACAGAAGAGCAGAGGUGGGGUUCUCAGGCUGUAAAAGACCUCUCUGUCCGGACUUUGGCCUGCAGCCAGGCAGCGGCAGCAGAGACGUGUCAGACCAGGUACACCAACCAGAGAGGCACGCUUCAUAAACUCUACAGAGGUUCAACUCUCGAGCUGAGAGUGUUAUGACUCCCGAAUGACAUGCUGUAGAUGUAAUGUUGUAAAUCACUAAAAUAUAUACAGCCUCCUCUGAGUUCCGGACAAGGACUUUACGCUGAGUCAUCUUGAAGAUAAAAGCUGGACUUUGACUUAAGAGUAUCAUAUAAAGUAGAGGAGAGGGAACAGGAGGUUAUUUUACCCAAUAGAGAGAAGAAGAGAGAACGAAGCCAUGGCCAUGUGGAGGACAGCAGGAGCUCUACUGCUCAUACUGCAAACUGUGUUUGGCCAGAGCAGCAUCAGAUGGUGCACCAUAUCAGAUGUAGAGCAGAGGAAAUGUCAAGCCAUGUCGCAGUCUUUCGCCGAUGUCUCCAUCCGUCCGUCCCUCAGCUGCGUCAACGGUGUGACAGUCGAGGGCUGCGUUCAGAAACUACAGAAAAAAGAAGCAGAUGCCUUGUCCAUGUUCGGCACUGACAUCUACAACCUGGGGAAGACGGCUUCCUUCAAGAUGGCUGCCAGUGAAUCCAAACCUGAUCGUACCGGUGCUUCCUACUAUGCAGUUGCUGUGGUGAAGAAAGCAAAUUCUGGCAUCAACAUCAACAACCUGGCAGGAAAAAAGAGCUGCCACACCGGUAAAGGCCGAACAGCUGGCUGGAACAUGCCUUUAGGAUAUUUCAUAGACCAGGGCUACAUGUCUGUGGUGGGCUGCAACAUCCCCCAGGGUGUGGCACAUUUCUUCAAUGCCAGCUGUGUCCCCGGAGCAACUGAGGUGGGUGACCCCGCAUCUCUGUGUCAGCUGUGCAAAGGAGAUGAUCGUGGAGAGAACAAAUGUGAUAUGAGCAACAAAGAGAGAUACUUCAGCUAUGAAGGAGCGUUCAGGUGUCUGGCUGACGAUGCAGGAGAUGUGGCCUUCAUCAAACACACAACUGUCGAGGAAAACACUGAUGGUCGUGGUCCAGACUGGGCAAGGACACUGGUUUCAUCAGACUAUGAGCUGUUGUGUCGUGACGGCACCAGAGCUCCUGUCUCUCGGUGGAGAACAUGCCAUCUGGUCCGCGUCCCAUUUCGUGGGAUUAUUGUCAGAAAUGACAUCACUUCUUCUGUGGUGUUCAACAUGCUGACGGAGGGCCUGGAAAAGUCAAGCUUCAACAUGUUUUCGUCUGCGGCAUACGGCGGAGGAACUGUACUCUUCUCUAAUUCAUCCUCCAUGUUUCAAGGGACCGAGUCAGACGACCCCAAAAAGUGGAUGGGUCCCUUCUAUAAUAAUGCUCUGAGAGCCAUGGACUGUAAACGUGAAGAUGUGCUGCGGUGGUGUGUGUUGUCCAGCGGUGAGCAGCAGAAAUGUGCUGACAUGAGCGUGAACUUCCAAAGUAAAGGUCUGACUCCAAAGAUCAAUUGUGUCCACGGGGACUCUGUGACUGACUGCAUGAAGAAAAUCAAGAACAAUGAGGCUGAUGCCAUCACUCUGGAUGGAGGUUACAUCUACUCAGCAGGCAAAGAGUACGGCUUGGUCCCUGCUACCGGCGAGAGCUACACAGAGGACCGUGAUGGUGCCAUAUAUUAUGCAGUGGCAGUGGUGAAAAAGAGUAGUCUUGACAUCCAUAACUUAGACGACCUGCGUGGCCGUCGCUCCUGUCACACCGGAUACGGUCGCACGGCUGGCUGGAACAUUCCCGUGGCAACGCUGAUGGAGAGAGGCCUGAUCACCCCUCAGCACUGUCAGAUACCACAAGCGGUAGGAGGGUUCUUCAAGCAGAGCUGUGUACCAGGUGCCAACCAGCCCGGUUUCCCCGAGAACCUGUGUGGUGUGUGUGUGGGCGACAGCUCAGGACAGAACAAAUGUGAGAAGGGAAAAGACCUGUAUGAUGGAUACACCGGUGCCUUCAGGUGUCUUGCAAAAGGAGAUGGAGAUGUGGCUUUCAUCAAACAUUCUACUAUCUUCCAAAACACUGAUGGUAACUCUGGUGAAUCAUGGGCAGUGGAUCUCCAGUCUACAGAAUUCCAGCUGCUCUGUUCUCAGGACACUAAAGCAGAGGUCUCACAGUACAGACACUGUAACCUGGCUAGAGUCCCCUCCCACGCUGUAAUGGUACGGGCCGACACCAACAUCCACGCUGUCUAUGGACUCCUGGACCGCGCACAGACAUAUUUCGGCAGUGACACAGGUCCUGGUUUUAAGAUGUUUGACUCACAGUUCUACAAAGGCACAGAUUUCAUUUUCAAAGACUCCACUGUGCGCCUCGUGGGCGUUGGUGACAAAAAGACCUACCAGGAGUGGCUGGGCCAGGGCUACAUGGAAUCACUUGUCAACAUGGAGUGUAACUCAUCGAGUGCAGUGAUGUCCUCUGUAUGGCUGCUGCUGCUGGCCCUGUUCAGCUUCAUGCUGACCAACGUCUGGAUGUAAUGCGACACAGGUGUCCAGCCUCCUCUCCUACUCCCUUCCUCUCCCAUUUUGUCCAGUCCUCAUCCCUAACUUCUUUACAUUUCCUGUAUCCCUUUCUGUGUCUUCAGUCUCUCCGUGUCUGGCUCUUCUGUCCAGGUUUAUUUCUAUAUUCUCUAAUUAAUACACAGAAAUCUUCAGAAUUUAACCUUCUUCAAUUCACCCGUCAUAGCCCUAGUCCAGUCCGAUUUAGCCCUGCUUUCCUGAAGAGCCUUCUAUCCCUGAAUCUAUGUUUUUUAUUUAAAAUUGCAUCAUUUCUACCUGAUUCUAUGUUGUUUUAAUACACGAGAGGAUGACAUGUUGGAAUUGCCUUUGGAUUUAGAUAGUGUUAAACGAAGCACGUUGUCACCUGUUUUUCGUGGCAGAUAAGAAAGUUUAGUUGCCAAAGGGCUUUCAGCCCGUGUGAAUUCGACACGAUGAGAGAAGGUGUUACGGCCACUUUGUUUAUUGAAGGUUAGCUGCCAUAUCAGUGUGUAUGCUGCCACCUGUUACGUUGCUUUAGUGGUUUGUGCAUGCCUGUUUGAUUUUAGAAAGAACAGACAAAACUGACUUUUAACUUCACAUGAGUCACAUGUAAUGUUGUAACUUUUGGUUGACCACAGAGUUCCUAAUAAGAUCCAGGUCGCUUUACCUUUACUGUCUAUCUUGCGUAUAUGUCUGACAUCAGUGACCAGGUCCCCUAGAGAUGAGAUGAUUGUUCCGUCUCUCAUGUCUGCAAUAAGUUUGGAGCUCGAGUCAGGGGUUAAUCAUCUUAGCCUAAGCUUUCUCCUACUGGUACCUUUAAAACUGUAUGGAUUGUUACCUGCUGUAACUGACCCCAGAUCAGUUCCCCAUUUAUUAAAUGCUUCAUGUGAAUAUAGAAGUCAGAUUGCUGUUCUGUUCUGCUGCCACUUGCUCUGUGAGCGAACCAACACGGCCUUCCCUUAGUGUAGGCUGAGUUUAUAAGCUAAUGCCAUAUCAGUGAAUAUGCACUAGUGUUGCCUCCACGCAGAGCUGUGCUGGGGAUGGUGUGAUGAUGAGUGUUUGUCCAUAGGCUGUCUGCUUCAUGCAUUCUCCUCAAAUACCUACAAUGAAAGAUGAAUUAUUAAUUCAAAUAUAUUAAUUAUUCUCUUGUUAUUGAUGGGAACUUCUUUAGUCAGAAUACUUUCCACCUGCAGCCAUUUCUCACACUUUUUUAGCAUUUCAGUUCACACAUUUGACACAAAUCGAGCGGGUAACCCUGACACACCGGUCAGUUCCAUCAGAUUUGGGGAGAACAUAAAGGAAACAUCCUGUGGUUUGUGCUGGAGAGUGAAUGAGUUUUAGUUUUGUCUGGAUGAUUUAAAGAGGAGUUUGUGUCAGUUGAGGAAAGACAACAGGCUCAAAUAAGGACAUGUGAUUUUACCUUUUAGAGUUAAAUGUGGUGUUUUAUUUGCAUUUUGUUUGACUUAGAGAAAGGGAUUGACUCCAUUUGGGUUUGGGAAGGGAUUUGGCUUAAUAUCUCUAGUCAUUUAAGAGUGUCAAAGGACUAUAAAAGUAUUAAUUAAUGUUAUAAAAGAAAAUACAUGUCUAUACUAGACUGCUCUCAAGUCCUCUAACCCAAACAAGUCACUCCAGAAAUGUCUCUUUCUAACUCAAACUAACCUGUUCCUGUCAUAUUUACUCGACUUCCUGUUGCUUGAUGCAGUUUGCUGUUAAUGUUGAUUGGAUGUGUAUUUUCCGAUGUUGAGAUUUAUUUUUAUAUGAAGUUCAGAUGCCAUAUCAGUGUAUAUGUACUGACUCAUGCUGUCAGAAACAAAUGCCUUAUCUUCCUCCUGAUAAAGAUUUAUUUCUUUGUGAAAUGAUGUAACAUGUAACUAAUAUUUAGUUGCCAGGCCAGUGAGUCUGCAUAAGUAUUGCUACACAAAGCUGCCGACUUGAGCUGUUUUCUGUCCUUGUUCAAAUGGAAUACAACUAUAUUAAAAGCAUUCUGUUGA
Anarrhichthys ocellatus (wolf-eel) is the source of this 6479-nucleotide messenger RNA. RefSeq names its product melanotransferrin (gene meltf). Gene Ontology annotation, cellular component: recycling endosome; early endosome; extracellular region. Gene Ontology annotation, biological process: iron ion transport. The record is from RefSeq and is a predicted model, not a curated record. The transcript is spliced from 16 exons. NCBI's taxonomy places the organism in Eukaryota, Metazoa, Chordata, Actinopteri, Perciformes, Anarhichadidae. The coding region runs from base 2317 to 4488 and encodes 723 amino acids.